GUUCGGGCGGCGGCGGCCGAGAUGUCGACGCCGGCGCGGAAGCGCCUGAUGCGGGACUUCAAGCGGCUGCAGACGGACCCGCCCGCAGGCAUCAGCGGCGCGCCGCACGACAACAACAUCACGCUCUGGAACGCCGUCAUAUUCGGGCCGGAUGACACGCCGUGGGAUGGAGGUACGUUCAAGCUGACCAUGCAAUUCACAGAAGAUUAUCCCAACAAGCCACCAACUGUUCGGUUUGUCUCAAGGAUGUUUCACCCGAAUAUUUAUGCAGAUGGAAGCAUCUGCUUGGAUAUCUUACAGAACCAGUGGAGCCCUAUAUAUGAUGUUGCAGCAAUAUUGACCUCUGUCCAGUCCCUGCUGUGCGAUCCGAAUCCAAAUUCUCCUGCGAACUCUGAAGCAGCCAGGAUGUACAGCGAGAACAAGCGUGAGUACAACCGCAAAGUUCGUGAGAUCGUGGAGCAGAGCUGGACAGCGGACUAGCGGUGCUAUGUUCUGCAAUAUAAGCAACGCCGAAACAUCUCUAUUUCUGGCUUUGCCGGUCUGUACUACCCGCUGAAACAUUGAGAUCCUCAGUGGCUGUUGUGAUCCUGUGCUUGAUCCCCUGCUUCUCCUGCUGGUUUUCCUAUUGUAGUGUGUGACACCUAUUUGGUGAAUUAAGGCAUGUGACGCUAAUGUAAAGAUCCUAUACAUAGCCAAGAAGUGGUUGCCGCUUGCUA
This is a messenger RNA of Lolium rigidum, 716 nucleotides long. RefSeq names its product ubiquitin-conjugating enzyme E2 2. The record is from RefSeq and is a predicted model, not a curated record. Lineage: Eukaryota; Viridiplantae; Streptophyta; Magnoliopsida; Poales; Poaceae. The coding region runs from base 22 to 480 and encodes 152 amino acids. The transcript is spliced from 5 exons.